This is a messenger RNA of Pieris napi, 1279 nucleotides long. RefSeq lists its product as uncharacterized. The record is from RefSeq and is a predicted model, not a curated record. The transcript has 5 exons. Lineage: Eukaryota; Metazoa; Arthropoda; Insecta; Lepidoptera; Pieridae. Bases 707 to 1261 code for a protein of 184 amino acids.
GAAAUUUUAGCCUUAAGAGGGUGCAGCCGUGAGAAGGCGAGAUUUCGAUAUUUUAGUGACUUUUGACAUGCUACUUUUCACAUAAUCGAAGCUUAUUAAAUAAAGAAAUGUACAAUUAUGUAAACAUAAAGUCUUAUAGAAGUGUACUGCAAAGGAAAAUUUUGGUAUUUAAUAGUACAUCUUUGUUUAAUUUGUCAUUUCUUAAAAGCAAAAUUUCAAAAGCGCUCGUCAGAGCUCACUUUGAGAUAUGAAAUUACCAUUAAGCUAUGUAAAUACAUUUUUUUAAAUAUUUUCGUAGGACAGAAUAUAUAGUCUAUUGGUGAACCACAGCGGAAAAUAUUAAAAAUUAUAUAUUUUAAUAAUUACGCACCCAUUUUUAUAAAUGACUUAUUAUACGAUUUUGGAAACAGCUUUUUAUGAGAAAAGCCCGAUUUUAUUCGUUAAAACUAUUUUGUAUCGAUUAACUGAGGAUGAAUAAAUAAUAAAAGUAAAUUUACAUAAUUAUUAUACGACGAUAGUUAUUACAAACUAUUAUUGAAAAUGGCCUAUAUAAUUACGCGCACGGGCGAAUGUGAUUUAGUACGCGCCGGGUCAUCCCAGAGGGUGGACGUAUCGCUCAUUUCCCGCGCGUCUAAAAGUUGAUUGACCUUACGUACGACCGAGGUUCAAAAGGAGUAUAGUGCGUCAUUGGAUUUGAUACUUUAGCAUGGGUAACAAACGCAAAAAAUAUAGUUGCAGUAGAAAUGCGAAGUCUGCAGCGAACGCCAGGCAAUCAAAAAGGAGAAAGAUUAACGAGGAAAAAAACCAACGUACUCAUGAAUCUCCUGACAAUAACGACUCCUGUGUUGAUUCAAAAAAUAAUAAUCGUGACAAUGAAUUAUUUGAUGCACUCAUAUCGGAUCUGGAAAAAAUAGAUGAGAAAAAACAAAAUAUACAUUUAGAAGAAACGGCAAAUAUUGAAGAGUUUGAAUUGGAAGUGGAGCCACAAAAACAUAUCAUUCCUCCAUAUCAAAUUAUAGGAAGAAGGAUUGUUGAUUUCAUGUAUUUCUUUGAUCAAAUCAAAAUCGUAGCUAACCAUAAUCCUGGACUCGGUUGUUCAAUAAGUAAUGUUGAAAUUGUCAAAGAAAUACUUAAUGGCUUAGAAUCGACAAUCCACUUCAAAUGUACAAUGUGUAACAAGAAAUUUAAUGUCACACUAUGCAAUAAUAAUUUUCCAAAAGAGAUGACCACAAACCAUGCUGCAGUGACUGUUUGUAAAUAAUAAAAUCUAAAAAUGUAA